AAAACCCUUCCUGUGGGUCAAAGUUCAUGUUUAUAACUUGUGAGUAAAAAACGAAGGAAAACACCUUCAAUCAAGUCGUUUAUUAAUUUGUGUAUUAAUUGCAUUUAUUGUAAGUUAAUUUAUUAGGUUUAGAAUAAGUGCCUAGAAUGAACGAUAUGGGAGGCGAUCAACUGGCAGGUUUGCCGCCAGAAGUUAUAUGGGAAUACCAAUUUCGGAUGAUAUUGGUUGGAGAUUCGACAGUAGGGAAAUCGUGUUUGUUGAGACGAUUUUGUGAUGGUAAAUUUUUCGAGACAUCCGACCCUACAGUUGGUGUCGACUUUUAUGCAAGACUUAUAGAAGUUGCACCUGGAAGAAGGGUUAAACUUCAGUUAUGGGAUACAGCUGGUCAAGAACGGUUUAGAUCUAUAACAACAUCUUAUUAUCGAAACUCUGUUGGGGUAUUGCUAGUGUUUGACAUUUCUAAUCGCAAAAGUUUUGAGCAUCUACAAGAAUGGUUCCUGGAAGCCCAAGAAAAUGUAGUUUAUCCACGAAGUGUGGUGUACAUGGUAAUUGGCCAUAAAAGUGAUUUGAAAGAUUUACGACAAGUUGCAGUAGAAGAGGGCGAGAAGUUUGCCAAAGCAUACGGAAUGAAGUACAUAGAAACAUCCGCAAAAGCAUGCAUCAAUGUAGAGGCCGCAUUCUCAGUAAUGGCCAAGGAAAUUUACGUCAAACUUCAGGAAGGAGAAGUAAAGAUGCACGAGGGAUGGGAUGGCAUCAAAGGUGGAUUCUCAACACCACGAGAAACUCUUCGGCUAGAGGAACCAACACAAAGGCAAAGAAUAUGUUGUGGAUGAGGAAGAAAUUUGAAUAUUUCAGUUUUACUGGUUUGCAUGUAAAUUGUCUGUAUUUAUGAAAUUGUGAUGGAUGUUCUGAACACUAGAAGGCACAACUGCUUGACCUGUGACCCAAUGGGUGACAUUCCCCAGGAAGUACUAAAUUCUGCUCAUAAUUACUGUACAAGGUUGGAAAAUCGAUUCAUUUGAGUGAGCACAAUUGUAUAAAUUUAAAAUGACCAUAUUUGGUAAGAGCCUGCAGUACUGCAGAUUUUCUAGAUAAUAAAUUAAAUGAUCAAGUGACUUAUUGUUUCUGAUGACAACUCCAAAAUAAUGAAUGGAUUAAACAUAUUUUUUAAUUAAUAAUUAUGCAUUAAUUGAUAUUUAACAUUUAAAUCAUUGAUAGUGAUUAGUAUACCUUUAAAAAUUAUGUAAUUUUUCCCUCCUAAAAUUAAAUAUUAUACAUAACACAUUGUGUAUGUGGCAAAAAAACCCAUGCAUAUUUGAUGUAAACAUUUAAUUAUGGGGUGUAAUUUUAUAUCAGUAUCUUAAAAAGUAUUUGAAUGAAUUGGCUUUGGAAUAUUUAAUUUAAGCUAUUUAUUUAGGCUUGCAUUGUGGCGAGAAUGCGAAGUUAUUCAUUUUAAAGAUACUGGAGGGUUGGCUGCCAUUAGUUUUAAUAAUAAGAAAAGGUGGUAAGUGUUUAAGAAUGGUGUAAACAAAAUUGAAUGAUUCCUCUUGGUAUGAUUCCUCUUGGUACAGUAAUACCAUGUUUUGACUUGUCAUGUAGCAAUAAACUGUAUACCUUGUUGCAUGCCCUGUGGACUGAUCUUCACAACUCUCUUUUUAUUUUCCCCCAUUCUGUACUGUAUAAAAUAGAUUUGCAAUACAAAUUUAUUUAUUUUAUUUUUUUGCUAUUUCUCCUAUAUGUUCAAUCGUUUAUCUCUUGAACUAAAUAGAAUCCUAUUACUAAAUAUUUUAAUGUCUGUAUAAAUUAAGGUAUGUUAGAUUCUUCAGUCGCUAGUAGGGGAAAAUCAAAAAUAAAAAAAAACUGAUGCCAAUGGAGAAUUGGAUAAAAAAAA
This is a messenger RNA of Anneissia japonica, 1891 nucleotides long. Its product is annotated as ras-related protein Rab-39B-like. The transcript is spliced from 2 exons. Gene Ontology annotation, cellular component: Golgi membrane. Lineage: Eukaryota; Metazoa; Echinodermata; Crinoidea; Comatulida; Comatulidae. Bases 147 to 833 code for a protein of 228 amino acids. Gene Ontology annotation, molecular function: GTPase activity; GTP binding. The record is from RefSeq and is a predicted model, not a curated record.